AUGCCUGCAGUACCGCAGUCGGCCUUGAACUUCCGAGGCUUCAAGGAGAGGGGGCAGUCGUUCUCCCACGGAUCUAUUAUAUCUACCUACUACCAGCGCCCCCGCUCGCCCCUGCUGCCCCGCUCGCCCCUACUGCCCCCUCUUACCCCUACUGCCCCCGCUCGCCCCUGCUGCCCCCUCUUACCCCUACUGCCCCCUCUUGCCCCUACAGCCCCCCUCUUGCCCCUUGCCCCCUACUGCCCCCUCUGCCCCUCUUUGCCCCUACUGCCCCCCUCUUACCCCUACUGCCCCCGCUCGCCCCUGCUGCCCCUCGCCGCCCCUGCUGCCCCGCCGCCUUACUGCCCCCUCUCUCCCUACUGCCCUCUUACCCCUACCCCCUCACCCCUACUGCCCCCCUCUGCCCCUACUGCCCCCUCUUGCCCCUGCUGCCCCUGCGCUCGCCCCGCUGCCCCCUCACCCUGCUGCCCCCUCUUCCCUACUGCCUCGCUCCCUACAGCCCCCUUCUCGCCCCCCUCUUGCCCUUACUGCCCCGAUCGCCCCUGCUGCCCCCGCUCGCCCCUGCGCCCCUCGCCAGCUUACUGCCCCUCUUGCCCCUACUGCCCCCUCUUCCCUACUGCCCCUACCCCCCUGCCCCCUUGCUCCCUCUGCCCCCUCUUACUCCCUACUGCCCCCUCUUACCCCUACAGCCCUCUGCCCCUACAGCCCCUCUUGCCUCUUUCCCCUCUUGCCCCUGCUGCCCCCUCCGCCCUGCUGCUCCCCCGCUUCGCCCCUGCCCCCCUCUCCCCCUGCUGCCCCCGCCGCCCUGCUGCCCCGCCGCCCCUGCUGCCCCCGGUCGCCCCUGCUGCCCCCGCUCGCCCCUGCUGCCCCGCCCCCGCCCCGCCCCUGCGCCUCCCCGCCCCUGCUGCCCCCCCGCCCCUGCCCCGCCUCUGCCCCCCUUGCCCCUACUGCCCCUCUUUCCCCACUGCCCCCCUCUUGCCCCUACUGCCCCCUCUUACCCCUACUGCCCCCUCUUCCCCUACUGCCCCCUCUUGCCCCUACUGCCCCCUCUUGCCCCUGCUGCCCCCGCUCGCCCCUGCUGCCCCCGCUCGCCCCUGCUGCCCCCUCUACCCCCUACUGCCCCCACUUGCCCCGCUGCCCCGCCUCGCUGCCCUGCUCGCCCCUGCUGCCCCCUCUUACCCCUACUGCCCCCACUUGCCCCUGCUGCCCCGCUCGCCCCUGCUGCCCCGCUGCCUGUGCCAGGAAACCCCGUUGGAGCGGCCAGGAAACCCCGUUGGAGCGGCCAGGAAACCCUGUUGGAGCGGCCAGGAAACCCCGUUGGAGCGGCCAGGAAACCCUGUUGGAGCGGCCAGGAAACCCCGUUGGAGCGGCCAGGAAACCCUGUUGGAGCGGCCAGGAAACCCCGUUGGAGCGGUCAGGAAACCCUGUUGGAGCGGCCAGGAAACCCUGUUGGAGCGGCCAGGAAACCCCGUUGGAGCGCUAGCAAACCCCUUUGGAGCGGCCAGGAAACCCCUUUGGAGUGGCCAGGAAACCCCGUUGGAGCGGCCAGGAAACCCCUUUGGAGUGGCCAGGAAACCCCGUUGGAGCGGCCAGGAAACCCCUUUGGAGUGGCCAGGAAACCCCGUUGGAGCGGCCAGGAAACCCCUUUGGAGUGGCCAGGAAACCCCGUUGGAGCGGCCAGGAAACCCCCUUUGGAGUGGCCAGGAAACCCCGUUGGAGCGGCCAGGAAACCCCUUUGGAGUGGCCAGGAAACCCCGUUGGAGCGGCCAGGAAACCCCCUUUGGAGUGGCCAGGAAACCCCGUUGGAGCGGCCAGGAAACCCCUUUGGAGUGGCCAGGAAACCCCGUUGGAGCGGCCAGGAAACCCCGUUGGAGCGGCCAGGAAACCCCAUUGGAGCAGCCAGGAAACCCCUUUGGAGCGGCCAGGAAACCCCUUUGGAGCGCUAGCAAACCCCUUUGGAGUGGCCAGGAAACCCCGUUGGAGCGGCCAGGAAACCCCGUUGGAGUGGCUAGCAAACCCCUUUGGAGCGGCCAGGAAACCCCGUUGGAGCGGCCAGGAAACCCCGUUGGAGUGGCUAGCAAACCCCUUUGGAGCGGCCAGGAAACCCCAUUGGAGCGGCCAGGAAACCCCUUUGGAGUGGCCAGGAAACCCCGUUGGAGCGCUAGCAAACCCCUUUGGAGCGGCCAGGAAACCCCGUUGGAGCGGCCAGGAAACCCCUUUGGAGCGCUAGCAAACCCCUUUGGAGCGGCCAGGAAACCCCGUUGGAGCGGCCAGGAAACCCUGUUGGAGCGCUAG
Molecule: messenger RNA, 2292 nt
Organism: Coregonus clupeaformis (lake whitefish)
Lineage: Eukaryota; Metazoa; Chordata; Actinopteri; Salmoniformes; Salmonidae
Product: vegetative cell wall protein gp1-like
Exons: 3
Coding region: 1-2292 (763 amino acids)
Source: RefSeq, a predicted model, not a curated record